CUCUCCCCCGGGCAGCCUGUCGGUGCUCCGGGCGGACCGCGGCGCAGCCCCGGGCGGGGAGCACGCGCCGGGGAGCCCUUCUGCGCCACGCGGGGCGGGGCGUAGUAGCGCGGGGAGACCCCCCUGCCUGCGGGCUUUGCCGACUCCCGCUCCAGGGCCGCUGAGCUUCUCCGAGACAACCGCGUCCUCUGCUCACCUCCUCGGCGUGGCCGCACCACUCGAGAGCCCCGCGCCCAAGUCCAGGCUGCGCCUGGGGGCGCCGGCGCCCUGCGGCGGGGGGACCGCCGGCCUGCCCGGGCGCGGCCAGCCGUGCGGGCGCCGACCGGCCGCCAGGAGGAGCAGCGCGCCUGGCGGAGCCCUUCUUUCACGUUUUAAAGCAGGCUUGAGAUCCGCUCGCCAGACUUCGUCUGGGCCAUCUUCGCUCGCGUUCCUGUGUGGCAGCCCCACUCAUCAGCCCAGGCGUGGCGGCGCCGCCUCGUACCCUCUUCUGAUCCGUUAGGGUCCCGAGGCCCUUCAGGUCCCCGUGUACAUCUCCGGAGAGUGCGCCCCCAGGAAUGCCCCCUGAAGAAAUGAAACUUGUAGACUACAGCAGACCGUCGCCUUGCCCCUCACCCCCAGCCCUGACUCGGGACAACCGGAGACCGCACAUGCAGCGCAGUACGCCUCCCAACGCGGCCGCCCCCAGCCCCUGAAGACGCACCGCAGCCACCCGCUGGAGGUGAUGCGGCCCAGUCCCGGCACCUCACAGCCUGGACAAGGCCACCUCUCAGGCCCCGCCGGCGCUGAGGGCCAGCGAGCCUCAGACACACGCAGGCCAGCGCCGCUGCCUCCUCGCGUGCCCGAUGUGCAGCCCAGCACCAAGCCUCUCUAUGCAAGCAGAGGCAGAGAAGGCCAAGUGAGCCACGCAGCCAACAACGCCCGCAGCAGUCUGCUCUGUUCUCACCUCUCGCCCCCAAGUGCGGUCCCAGUGCCCAUAUCUGAGUGAUAUUCCUCCAUGACUCAGCUAAACAGCCGUCCAGAUAGUUCCUUAAUCAAACAACACUGCCUUCUUGAGUUUACAUUUUAUUUUACAAAAAGAGAAAUAAAGAAAACUGAUAGGCAGUUAUACUGACUUACAAUUGUUCUGUUUGCUUUUUUAAAAAAGUGACAUGAAACACAAGUAAAAAUAAAUACGUCAUAGAAACAGCCAGUUGCCCAGUCUCUGGGGCAGAAGCGCCUGCCCUGCUGAGAGAAGGGAAGCCCAUGAUCACACCAGCAGCUGGGUCACCCAGCCACGGAUGCUUCUCUAAGCCAGGCGCAGGUCCCAGGCCUCAGGGGCGUCCUGAGGAAAGAAGACAGAAAACCAAAGCCAGGUACCAGGGCCUUAGGGCCACCUCAUCUCCCUCCACCCCCCUGGCAGCAGUGUGGCCUUAGUGGUUAUCCAUCGUGAGACCCCCUCAACCCACCUGGACCCUCUCCCCAUAAUCCCUCUGAAGAGGGUACAGGGAAAAAAAUCUGUCUUGGGAAGGCUUGGGGGAUUUUUCUGGUGAGUCCCCAGCCCACCCUGAGUAACACAACCAGAUAACAGUCACUUUACAUCCAGGUGCACAUGAGCACACACACUCACACACUCACACAGCUGGGCUGAGCUCUCUUCCGGGGAGAGUCCUGGGUUAGGUCACAGUAUGAAGUCCCCCUCUCAUCUGAAUACCAUCCCAGUAGUGGGAGCAGACUACCCAAACUGCGCCCCCCACCCCAGCCCUCUGCAUUGCAGACCGAAGCCUACCUGGCUACCUCUCCCCACCACACUACAUGACUGCACACCCAGGAUACUGCAAGAGGGAAAAGGCGCAGACUUGGGUCCCUGAAGAGCAAAGAAGGUGGAACUGCCUGCCGAAAUUCAUCGUGGUAAGACUCGGGUAUUCUUAAAAGGCUGAGGGCCAAGCUAGUGGCACAGAGCAGACACCGAGGGGUCACAGUGGAAUACACAAGGCAGAGAGAAGAGUUGGCAGGAGGGAAACUGAGUCUAGGGUGAGCAACGGAGAGUGCAGUAUUCUCAACUAGGCCUUGAGGUGCUGGUUCCCAGGGCACAGGAAGCAGGGGGCAGAAAGUCUCCUGGGAGCUCUUGAGGGGGUUUGACCUCUCAGGGACUUUGGCAGGGGAAGAGCCACUUAGCUGAGUGAAGGCCAUGGCUCAGAAGGAAGCGUGUGGUCAUCAGAGAAACCAAAAGGAACUUGAGAAGCAGGAGGUCACAUCACAGAAAUGUAGAGUAAGGAAUGUAAAGCCCCAGAGGACCUUCCACACGGGACGAAGACUCAGUUCCAGGGGGAUGGGCGCCCACCUUAAACAGAGGACAGAGGGCCUUCCUCUGUAGACAGCUAGCUACUGACAGUCCCGCCCAGAUGGCUGAAAUUUGGUUGUGUUUCAACUAAUCAGCAAAACUUAUUGCAGCUCUUUGCUUCAUGCUCCUGGAAAUGGGGUUUUCAUAGUUGUGAAUCAUGAAUAUAGAGCUUACAAAUUAGUUCCCAGGGAAAAAGUUCCGAGGGUCAGGAAAGUUUGUGAGUCAGGGCGUGAGACAAAUGCUGUGUAGCACAAGUCAAAGGGAUAAAGGCUUCACUAACUUCCAAUCUUCAGAAAAAGAUCUGAUCCAACAGAAUCCACUCACUUCCUUUUUUACAUAGCUAGCCAGCAGUCUAUCCACACAGACACUAAGGGUACCAAGCAUCACUACCUAUGACAAUCUCGCAUCAUUUAGUAAUGUGCUCCCCAGGAGAAGAACUUAGGCUACCCCAGAUGUAUGGAACUUGAGACCCCAUUGACAACACACCACAGAAGACAACAGCAAGGGCAAAUGCCCAGGCUUGACCUUCUGUCUUCCCCAGGCCAUCAGCAUCCCUGUCUCUCAGGCUUGGAUGGUAAGAAGCAGAACCACCACCAAGUGUUUCUGAUCAAAGAAAUUAAAACAAGGCGCUCAAGUUCUGACAUUUCCUGCCUCCCUUCCAUGUUUUUUGUGCUUGCAGGGUUUCCCACCAGCAUACAUAAAGAGAACAGCAGAAUCAGUAUGUUCUCAGGUUCAUUUAAAAAAAAAAAAAAAAAAAAUGGAACUGGCUGUUCUUCAGUUCCCCAUUAUCUUACCUGUACCCCUACAUAGCAGGAGCUGCACACAACCAGAGAAAGCCUUUGUUAGCCAGGUCAGCCUCCCAGAAUGACAGCCUCUGCUGAAGGGAAGACAGGCCCUGGAGCCACCGGGCAGGUGGCACAGAAGUGCUGCUCUUAGAACCCCCAUUUACUUUCUGGCAACAUCGAAAGCCUGUCCUCUAGUAACCAGUUUCAAUUUCCUGCUGAAAUGGUUUCUGGAUCCUCAGAGACCACUGCACUGAUUUCCUGUUGCUGAACAUAGAAUUAUCUUUCUUCAGAGUAUACCACACACACACACGCACGUGUGACACACACACACACACACACACA
This is a messenger RNA of Chinchilla lanigera (long-tailed chinchilla), 3447 nucleotides long. RefSeq names its product translation initiation factor IF-2-like. Lineage: Eukaryota; Metazoa; Chordata; Mammalia; Rodentia; Chinchillidae. The record is from RefSeq and is a predicted model, not a curated record.